AUGCCAGUACAAUCAUCUCGAUCCAGCUAUCUGAUUCUCCUGUCGCGCCAAGGCAAAGUGCGUCUGGCAAAAUGGUUUACUACCCUCUCACCUAAAGAAAAGGCAAAAAUUGUCAAGGAUGUCUCCCAACUCGUGCUUUCACGGCGCACUCACCAAAAGGUAGUCUACCGUCGCUAUGCCUCUCUCUUCUUCAUCGCCGGCUGCUCAGCCACCGACAAUGAAUUGAUCAGCCUAGAGAUCGUGCAUCGUUACGUCGAGCAGAUGGAUAAAUAUUACGGCAAUGUCUGCGAACUUGAUAUCAUAUUCAACUUCCAGAAAGCAUACUUCAUACUGGACGAACUACUUCUUGCUGGAGAAAUGCAGGAGAGCAGCAAGAAAAAUGUCCUGCGGUGCAUUAGCCAGCAAGACAGUUUAGAAGAUAUUGAGCCCUUCCUCCACUCCCCAUACCCUUUCCCCCCUGGCGAACUCGGACGCUAA
Molecule: messenger RNA, 477 nt
Organism: Talaromyces atroroseus
Lineage: Eukaryota; Fungi; Ascomycota; Eurotiomycetes; Eurotiales; Trichocomaceae
Product: AP-1 complex subunit sigma-1
Exons: 5
Coding region: 1-477 (158 amino acids)
Biological process (GO): protein transport; vesicle-mediated transport
Cellular component (GO): AP-1 adaptor complex; intracellular membrane-bounded organelle
Molecular function (GO): clathrin-cargo adaptor activity
Source: RefSeq, a predicted model, not a curated record